Molecule: messenger RNA, 3824 nt
Organism: Bactrocera tryoni
Lineage: Eukaryota; Metazoa; Arthropoda; Insecta; Diptera; Tephritidae
Gene: TTLL4B
Product: tubulin polyglutamylase TTLL4
Exons: 11
Coding region: 146-3193 (1015 amino acids)
Biological process (GO): microtubule cytoskeleton organization; protein polyglutamylation
Cellular component (GO): cilium
Molecular function (GO): tubulin binding; tubulin-glutamic acid ligase activity
Source: RefSeq, a predicted model, not a curated record
GUAAGCACGAAAAAUUCUGUUAGAUUAUUUCAAUUAAUUUUCAAUAUUCAAUGUCGCUAUUCGAAAUUUAGUACAGAAUAAAUAAACAAACUAAAUUAACUGUGUGUGAUUCAUAAGUGUGAAGAAAUCAAAAUUCAAAGUGAAAAUGGCACCAAUUAGUGAAAAAAGGCCACAGCCUCCAAAUACGAAUCAAAUCAAAGAGAACGGUCACACAAGUCAUGGCCAUGGUCAUACGCAUCUUCACACUCAUACAAAGGAGAAUGCCAGCAGUAAUGCAUCUGGUGGUAAGAGUGCCGGUGUGAAAACGAAAGGUUUGGAAAUACUCGAUUUCCAUGAAUCAUGGCUGGAAGAAGUCGAACUGUACAAGGAUAAAUUGUAUGUGCAAAAGAAUCUUUUGCUAUCAUCACACAAUCACGCUCAUACUCCACAUGGUUGUAAAAUCGAUGCACCCAAUCAUUAUAUCAGUAUGAAUAAUAAGUAUAUGAUUAAUGUACCACCGGGACACAAUGAACAUCAUAACAAUAACAACAUCAACAAUAAUAGCAACAAUAUUCUAAAUGGUACGAAUGUGAAACGUCAAAGAGGUGGUGGCACACCGUUGACUGGGCCAGCUAUAGAUCCGUCAAUAAUUAGUAAUGCCUCGCUGAAUAAGUCAAAUAGGAUUAGCAUUCGUAGUAAUACUGCAGCACCAUUAACGUCCUUUUCAGACGUCACCACGCCGAUGACCGGCGUACAGCGACCCCGCGAUGAGCCGGUCGGUGCGUCCAAAUCAAUUGCGCAUAACUCCAAACGCCAUUCCCAUCCUCACCCGCAUACACCGACAAAUGGCAGUCCACGGCGUUCGGUAUCACCACCCAAACGUGCCGCCGGCGGCGGUGGUGGCGUUGGCGCCAGUGCUGGAGGUGGCCUAGGUGUUAAUGCCACCAAUGCUGCUGCCAUCAAUGGUGGCACCUCUGCCCUAAGCACUGCCGAUAAGUCAUACAUUGCUGCACCAACCCAGAAAGCAUUAAACAAAAUCAUUGUGAAUCAAUUCCACGCUAGUAGUUUGCUUAAUCAUAAUGAUAAGAAAUCGGAACUGCUUACGCAAAAUGGCCUUAAUAAGACGGCAGCAACCGCUUAUGAGACUAGCGUUUAUGCCGCACAAUAUAUGCCACACGAUAAUCGCAACACCUAUCAUAAUCGCCAUCCAAUUGCCGAUAAUUCAACUUAUGUGGGCGUUUCUUUAGCUAAAGGCGGUGACGGUGAUCGCAGCAAGCAUGGCAACACACCCGAGGAUGAUCCCUGUGCUGCAAUCGACGAUGUAAACGAUUAUACCGAUAGUGACUCGGACGAAGAAUAUACCGGUCAUCCAUUCUACCUCGUUAGUGAUUUAAAUGAAAUACACCAAAGUAAAAAUAUACGCUAUCUACCACCCGAACAAGUGAGCAACGACGUAACGGAAGAUAGCGAAGCCGAUACCGAAGUAAGCGAAUACUUCAAACCGGAAUGUAUAUUGUCGCCAAGUAUUUUUCCAAAUGUGCCACCCUAUUUGAAUUUCUCAUCGCACGCCGAAAAGGGUCCAGCUGUGCCGCCAACACUGCAUCGUGUGCUCAAGUGGAAACUUAGCCCCGUAAUGCCGAAAAUAGUAAAACGUGUGGUACUCAACUCAGGUUUUCGCAUUAUUAAAAACACCACCGACUGGAUGGCCGUUUGGGAGAAACACAUGAAAAGUCCAGGCUUCCGCACAAUACGCUCACACCAAAAGUACAAUCAUAUGCCGGGUUCGUUUCGAAUCGGCCGCAAGGAUAGCAUGUGGCGGAGUAUACAUAAUAAUAUGAAGAAGUUUGGCAAAAAGGAAUUUGGUUUUAUGCAAAAAUCUUAUGUAAUGCCUGAUGAUUUGGAAAAUCUUCGACAAGUCUGGCCCAAGAAUGCUUCGAGGCUGACAAAAUGGAUUGUAAAACCACCAGCAAGUGCACGCGGCACCGGUAUACGCAUUGUAAAUAAAUGGAGUCAGUUCCCAAAAGAUCGUCCGCUGGUAGUGCAAAAAUAUAUCGAGCGUCCACUGCUUAUCAACGAUAGUAAAUUUGAUAUGCGUAUUUAUGUGGUGCUUACUUCGAUAAAUCCCUUGCGAAUAUAUAUGUACAAAGAUGGCUUAGCGCGUUUCGCAUCGGUUAAGUACAGCUCGGAGCUGACUAGUCUCGACGAUCGUUGCAUGCAUCUCACCAAUUAUAGCAUCAAUAAAUUCUCACAAAACUAUUCGAAAAAUGAAGAUUUCAAUGCGUGUCAGGGUCACAAAUGGACACUACAAUCGCUGUGGUCAUGUCUGGAGACACGUGGCGUGAAUACGAAACGCCUCUGGGCGACAUUACGCAAUUUAGUGAUUAAAGCCAUUGUUAGCGGUGAAUCGGGCCUGAAUCGCAUGUAUCGUCAGAAUGUCAAUUUUCGUUAUAAUUGUUUUGAACUCUUCGGUUUCGAUGUUUUGCUGGAUGAGAAUCUUGUACCAUGGUUGUUGGAAAUCAAUAUCUCACCGUCUUUGCACUCCGAACUGCCACUGGAUUUGCAUGUGAAGGGUCCACUUAUACAAGCUGUGUUGAAUACAGCGCUCUAUCAGGUGCCGCCAAAACUUAAUGAAAAGCAACAAAAAGACAUACAACAAGAGCUGAAUCUGACGGGUCCACUGUGUCACGAUAAGCGCAUCUUCACCACCUGCCUCACUGCCGAAGAGGUGCGCAAACACAAUCAAUUUACGAAUCGUUCGAUUGAAUUUCGCGAAGAAUAUCUCGAACCCAUACUCGCCAAUCUACUGCCAGACGAUGUACGCUGCCUAAUUAUCGCCGAGGAUGAGAAUGCGCGCUGUGCGCCACUCGAACGCAUCUUCCCAACCGCCGACACACAUACCUACCUAAAAUUUAUCGACAAUCCACGUUACUAUAAUCGCCUGCUGGACGCUUGGGAAACACGUUAUGCUGAUUACCGUGCGGAGGGCAUUGAAUUGCUGAAACGUUAUUGUAGCGAGGGCUAUCAUUUGAACGUAUCCGAUGCGGCUUUGGAGAAAGAACCUGAUGUGGCAUUAACCGAAAUCGAUAUGUUGCAUCAAAAGAAAAGCGAAAUUACACUUGUACCCGAUAACAACACAACCGGCGACAGCGCAUUGGCCUCCAAAGCGGGUUCUCCCGAGUCAACGGCGGACACAUCCGUGCGCUCGCAACACUAGAAACGCUUGCUGCAGCUCAUGCUAUGUGUGUGGCAUGUUCUAUUGACAUUCGCCAAAUAAAUGUACAACCGCUGAGUGGAAUUUACGCACAGAGCUACUGUGAGAGUAAGGAACUAAGACUGAACUUAGCUAUCCAACAACAAAUACCUAAUUGAAAAGUAAUACAACAAAAAACUGCAAGAGAAAAACAACAACAACACUAAUUAUUGUAUAAUUUAAACGCAAAUGAUUAUCAAGUCAAAACAAAUUGAAGUCAUUGAAAUUUAGAAAAUUUUUUUGGAGUCUGUAUAUCAUAGGGAGCAGCGCGCUUUAUAUUAAGUACUACUACUACAACAAGAACAACAACAACAUACCUUUAGCCACACUUACGUACAGUGUUAAAUUUUGUGCAAAACACACACACUGAAACCAACAACAACAACAACUAGUAACUAAUGCGAAUAUGAUAAUGCUAAUAUUAAUUAUGAAUAUAUGAAAUUGUAUUUUGCUAAGGAUAUUUAAAAAAAGUGUAAAUCAAAACCAAAACAAAACGAAAGACUCAAACGAGAGAAGAAGGUAAGCACGAAUUUAUACAUAGAUCAGUGUAUGUAUGUAUGUAUGUAAAUGCGCGAUAAAUAACUACUAUAAAUAA